Messenger RNA from Pollicipes pollicipes, 1051 nucleotides. RefSeq names its product venom allergen 5-like. Bases 109 to 1032 code for a protein of 307 amino acids. The record is from RefSeq and is a predicted model, not a curated record. Lineage: Eukaryota; Metazoa; Arthropoda; Thecostraca; Pollicipedomorpha; Pollicipedidae. Gene Ontology annotation, cellular component: extracellular region. The transcript has a single exon.
UCACGGCUGUCUCAGCUGCUGUAUGCUUGCUUACAUCUGAUAUUUCAUAAGCGAGUGGUGCUAGUGCAUAUCUUUCAACAAUCAUUUCACUAAAAAUAGCUUAGAGACAUGGUCAAAUAUUUGAAACUGGCGACGGUAUGGGCGAUUAUGGCAUUACUACUUGCACCAGGACGUGCUGCCAUCGACUAUUGCGGUGGAGUGAAGUGUGACGAAGGGACUCACACCAUGUGUAAGUUCGCCGACACGACACCGGGCCCCGAAUGCAAUAAGCUCGAAGGACAAGGCAUGAACAAGAAACAGAUUCAAGAGAUGCUACACACGCAUAACAGGUGGCGAGACUUCGUAGCCGCUGGGAGAGAAAAGCGAACGUCUGGCGGGCCAUUGCCAACCGCCGCCAACAUGGGCGUGCUGACCUGGGAUGACGACAUCGCCCAGGUCGCCCAGCGCUGGGCGCUGCAGUGUCAUUUCGGACAUGACAAAUGUCGUAACAUUCCGACCAUGAGGGUGGGCCAGAACGUGGCGAUGCGUGGCUCCAGCUUUAAGGGGCUGCAAAACCUCACCACUUUGGCAUGGAUGUGGUACAAUGAGGAGGUGCAUAUGUUCAACGCCGCCACCAUCAGCAGCUUUGUCUUCUCAUCCAACACGGGUCACUUCUCUCAGUGGAUUUGGGCUAAUUCGUAUAAGCUGGGGUGUGGCUACUCCGGGUACCAAGACGGCGGAUUUCACGACCACUUCCUGGUCUGCAACUACGGCCCGGCAGGAAACGUCAUGAGCACACCUGUGUACCAGCAGGGCAAGGUGUGCUCGGCCUGUCCGGAGGGUACCACCUGCGGGGGUGACGCGCGGUACCCGAACCUGUGCAGCGCCAAGGACGGCAUCGUGCCGGAGUCGGCUGCUGGGCCCCUGACCGGCGGCAAUCAGGAUAAUCCCAUGAUCAUCGUCUCCCGAGCGGCCGCGCGUCCCGCCGCCAUUCUCGGUCCGGUAGCCGCGCUCGGCUUCAUCGUGGCCACCGUCGCAUUGCGCACGAUGUAAACGGGGCAGCCCAUCAGAA